UGAUCAUAAAAUUGUUUCCCGCCAAGAGGUAGCUAAAAGUUUGUUUGGCGGUGUUUUUGUCUAGGAAGGAGGAUUUAGGAGGUUCUGAUAUCAAAUUUCUUGUCUGGAAUCUAACAAAGCACAGCCGUGUAAAAGCUCAGUCUCUUUAUAAGCUCACAAGUUAAGUCGUACAAAUGGCAUCGAAGGAAGAUGAAGCGGCCGCUGCUCAGCCGCUAACCAGCGAUCAUGACAAAGAAACGAACGGAGAUGCUCUCCCAGCUGUUGAAGUCAAUGGACAAGUUGGCCUUAAAAAGGAAGUCACCCUUCUAAAUGGCAUUGCUCUUGUUGUUGGUGUGAUUAUCGGCUCCGGAAUUUUCAUCUCACCCAAAGGUGUCCUCAAAUGGACUGAAUCAGUCGGAAUGAGUUUGGUCGUCUGGGCAGGAUGUGGUAUUCUCGCUCUCCUUGGCUCCCUCUGCUACUGUGAAAUGGGUACCAUGAUCCCUAAAUCCGGUGCUGAGUAUUCUUAUCUCUACGAAGCCUUUGGUCCUCUACCAGCAUUUCUUUAUAGUUGGACGCUCGCUUUGAUCAUUCGCCCAUCUUCACUCAGUGUCGUGGCCCUAACCUUUGCACGUUAUGUUAGUCAGCCCUUCUUCCCCGACUGCGAAAUCAGUCCGAUUCCUGUCAGAAAGAUCUUAGCAGCAACAUGUUUGGCUCUGACUAUGUUUAUAAAUUGUGCAAGUGUUAAAUGGGCCACACGCAUUCAGGAUUCCUUCACUUUUGGAAAACUUAUUGCUCUUGCAAUUCUGAUCGUGAUUGGUCUCAUUGAGGUUGGAUCAGGUAAUCUUCAAAACUUUAAGGGAUCUUUUGAUGGAACUACUUCAAACUUGGCAAAUAUUGGAUUGGCUUUCUAUUCAGGCCUCUGGGCUUAUGAUGGAUGGAAUAGCUUAAAUUUUGUCACUGAAGAGAUGAAGAACCCAGCUAGGGAUUUACCAAGGGCUCUCAUGAUUGGAAUCCCUCUAGUAACCAUUGUUUACCUUUUGACUAACAUUGCCUACAUUGCUGUUGUUGGAGGACAUGGCAUUUUAAACUCAGGAGCUGUGGCUAUGGUUGUUGGAGAGGAGAAGAUGGGACCUGUUGCUUGGUUGAUUCCAAUCUUUGUUGCAUGCUCCACCUUUGGUUGUGUGAAUGGACUGGCUUUCAGUGGUGCAAGGUUGGUGUUUGUGUCAGCUCGCAAUGGUCACAUGCCUAAAAUACUUGCCAUGGUUCACAAGACUUGUCAUACUCCUAUGCCUUCCAUCAUUUUCUUGCAUGUCAUUGCCAUGAUCAUGUUGAUUCCUGACUCCAGUGAAUUCAGCACACUCGUCAACUACUUCAGCUUUGCUGCAUGGCUCUCAUACUUUGCAGUCAUCACAGCUCUGAUGUACCUUAGGUGGAAACGUCCAGAUGCUAAGAGACCAUACAAGGUCUGGCUGAUUGUGCCUAUCGUUGCUGACCUGGCAGCCCUUUAUCUGCUGAUCACUCCAUUCUGGCAGGAACCUAAGGAGUCUGCCAUGGCCCUGAUCUUCAUCGCUCUCGGCAUACCUGUCUAUUUCUUCUGUUGUUAUUGGAGCAAAACAAAGGAUGCAUGCGACGGAUGCUGUGGACGUUUCACUUACAACGUGCAGAAGUGGUUUAACUUCUUUUUGCCCGGGAGUGAGGAAGAUUCAGAGGAAACCAUGUUAAAAGACUGAUUUUAUUUCUUACAUUUGCAUGUAUUUAUU
Molecule: messenger RNA, 1739 nt
Organism: Pocillopora verrucosa
Lineage: Eukaryota; Metazoa; Cnidaria; Anthozoa; Scleractinia; Pocilloporidae
Product: b(0,+)-type amino acid transporter 1-like
Biological process (GO): amino acid transmembrane transport
Cellular component (GO): membrane
Molecular function (GO): L-amino acid transmembrane transporter activity
Source: RefSeq, a predicted model, not a curated record